Molecule: messenger RNA, 2845 nt
Organism: Pseudoliparis swirei
Lineage: Eukaryota; Metazoa; Chordata; Actinopteri; Perciformes; Liparidae
Gene: marchf8
Product: membrane-associated ring finger (C3HC4) 8
Exons: 8
Coding region: 392-2119 (575 amino acids)
Biological process (GO): antigen processing and presentation of peptide antigen via MHC class II; immune response; protein polyubiquitination
Cellular component (GO): lysosome; cytoplasm; late endosome membrane
Molecular function (GO): zinc ion binding; MHC protein binding; ubiquitin protein ligase activity
Source: RefSeq, a predicted model, not a curated record
AGCAAGCCUGGACAUGCAGCAGCUCUGCCUCUGCGUUGUGUGUCUGUUUGUGUGAAGAAAAUGUAGGGCAGCCGCUUGCUCUCCCUUCCUCUGCCAUCUCUCUCCUAUCUUCUCCUCUGUCUGUCUUUGUUUCCGCACUGUGCCAUCGAAGCUGCAGUCGCCACGGUGACGGCUGACAUUGUUGCCGGUGCUCCACUUCUGUAUUUGCAGAGCUCUUUCUCUCUCUCUCUUUCUCUCACUAGCUUUCUUUCUCCGUCACCGUCUCUGCUCACCUCGAGGAUUUACAGAGGGGGCAUGCAACCGCCCUGAGGAACCAUUGUCUGAGUGAGGGUAUGCUGUAUGUUUGAGUGUGUGUGUGUGUGUGUGGAAGAGGGGACUUCAGGAUCCAGACAUGAAUUCCUGUUGGAAAAUGAAGAUUCAGAAUGAAAAGCCUCUGGGUCAUUCUGCCAGUCGGUCCAGCAAUAUAUCAAAGGCGGGGAGCCCGACUUCAGUCAACGCUCCAUGCAGUUUCUCCAGGACAUCAGUUUCUCCUUCCAGCCAAGACAUCUGCAGUCAGGUUCAGGGCUAUCAGAAGGAGACUGCAGUGGUUCUGUUGAAUUCCAACUGUAAAACAUGUCACGGUUCGGGAGGUCUUUCAGUCACCACCCUCUGCACAGACGCCCUCCCGGCCUCGACGCACGCCAAACAACGAGACUGGCUCUCCUUGCUGCGCCCCUCCCCCGUCAACCUCCACCCCAGCGGAGCGCUCAGGUUUUCUGUGUCUCUAAACGACGUGGGCCAACGCGUGGACAGUGUUUGUCGGGGUCUGCACUUCAUAGACCGCACCUGCUCCGAGGGAGAGCUGGAUCUGAAGCCCGAGCCCUCUCAGUCAACCGGCUCGGGUCGAAGGACGCGCACACUCAACGGCAAGCUGGCUGCAGCACCCACACACCAGAUCACAAAUCUGACCUUAUCAACAUGCUCCUACCCCCACCUCGUCCCUGCCUUCACCAACAAAUGCAUGUUGGGCAUCCCUCCCGCUAAUGCUCUCCCAUCUGCCCCUGCUAUCAUCGCCCCUCCUCCUCUUCCCAACACCCUCCUGCAUCCUCAUCACUCUCCCAGCGUCAGCUUCCUCCGUCUCCUCCUCCCCUUCUCUCGGUCCUCUACCUCGGCCCGCCUGCAAUGUUCUGAGCUGGGCAACUAUGACUCCCACCUGCACAUCCCCAAGUCCUCUAGCGUCCUGCUGGAAGGCAGUGAGUCAGGGUUCCAUGCCGAGGAUCUACUGGGAGAUGACGACGUGUUCGAGGAGGACCGACUCAGUACAGGUCCAAGGAGAACGGGCCAGCUGGCCACCCCAAAAACAGUCACCGUAGCUGGGAGUGAUGCUCUUUUAGCCCCUCUGUGCUUUAUGGAUGAGGACGUCGACCUGGACUGCUGCCCAUCACCUUUGUCAGAGAAAACGGAGCCACUGUCACCCUGUUCACUAUCUGAAGACUGGUGCAGGAUUUGUCACUGUGAAGGGGAUGAAGAGAGUCCUCUGAUCACACCAUGCCACUGCACGGGAAGCCUGCGCUUUGUCCACCAGGCCUGUCUGCAGCAGUGGAUCAAGAGCUCUGACACUCGCUGCUGUGAGCUCUGUAAAUAUGAGUUCAUCAUGGAGACCAAGCUCAAACCGCUGCGCAAGUGGGAGAAGCUACAGAUGACGGCGAGCGAAAGAAGGAAGAUCAUGUGUUCGGUCACCUUCCAUGUCAUCGCCAUCACCUGCGUGGUUUGGUCGCUCUACGUCCUCAUCGACAGAACAGCGGAGGAAAUCAAACAAGCCGGAAGAAUCCCAGGACUCCUGGAAUGGCCGUUCUGGACCAAACUGGUGGUGGUGGCCAUCGGCUUUACGGGAGGGCUGGUGUUCAUGUACGUCCAGUGUAAAGUCUACAUUCAUCUAUGGAGGAGACUCAAGGCAUACAACCGGGUCAUAUACGUCCAGAACCGGCCAGACACGUGUAAAAAGCUGGUACUGGAGAAGCCGCCCCUCAUGGAGCCGAGUCUGGAGAACAAGGAAGCUCUGGUGCCAACCCUGUCGGACACAAACUCCUCCCAGUACACAGAGACAGAGGACUACAGUAUGGAGGUGCUCCAUGUCUGACCACUCAGCCCAUGCCAUUAGUCGUCUUACUCAUACUUUACACACAGACAAGCCCACAGUGAAGAGCAGCCAUUGUGGAAAUGGCCUUCCUCUGAUCCCAGACUGACCCACUGUCCUCCUCUGGACGUCUUAUAUUCCCUUAACAUUCGUCCACAGAGACCGACAGACAAUGACUACCUUCUUCUAUCCACAUUCCUCCUACCUUAUACCUUAUUCCUCCACCUGCACCCUGAAUCCACACCUCGCUCCUUUCCUAGGACCAUUUUUUUCUGACUUCAAUAAGAGGCCUGGAGCAUAACACUUUAUACACACACACACCCACACUUGUUUGUACACCUCUGGGAGAGCAGGACUGAGACAAAUGGACUCACAAAUAGCCCAGGAGGUCGACAUAUUUCUGAUGCGUGGUUUCUUCGCUUGUGGGUUUGUUAGAUUUGUUUGUUUUUACCUCCUGUGAGUUUCGGGAUCAGUAUGUAGCGCCACCCAUCGGAUCUCUGGAACAUUCCAGCUACUGCCAUCUCUUUUGCUGUGGUCUGUCAACCCUGAGCUGGUCUGGAUCCGACCAGACCAUAAUCUGGACAUGCAUUGAAGCACUUUUGUUUUUUAGUUCCCGCCACAAAUCCCUUCCCUCCCUCUUGCCCUUGUGUUUUCUUUAACAUGAAUUAAGUCUUACUGUAUAUGUUGUACAUGCAGGAGAGCACAUUCAAAUUAAAAGUUCCAGUUUUA